CCCGGUUCCACGGCGGGGGGGGGGGGGGGGACCCGUCCCGCCGCCGCGGCCCCGCCGAGCCAUAAAGCCCAUGGGGAGCCGGCCGGGCUGAGCACGGCAGGACCCGCGACCCCCCCAGCAAGAUGACGUCCUCCACCAAGGUGUACUACAGCCAGACCACGCAGACCGACAGCCGCCCGCUGAUGGGGCCGGGGCUGCGGCGGCGCCGGGUGCUGACCAAGGACGGCCGCAGCAACGUGCGCAUGGAGCACAUCUCGGACAAGCGCUUCCUGUACCUCAAGGACCUGUGGACCACCUUCAUCGACCUCCAGUGGCGCUACAAGCUCCUGCUCUUCUCCGCCACCUUCGCCGGCACCUGGUUUGCCUUCGGCGUGGUCUGGUACCUGGUGGCCGCGGCACACGGCGACCUGCUGGAGUUCGAGCCGCCCGCCAACCACACGCCGUGCGUGAUGCAGGUGCACACGCUGACCGGCGCCUUCCUCUUCUCCCUCGAGUCCCAGACCACCAUCGGCUACGGCUUCCGCUACAUCAGCGAGGAGUGUCCGCUGGCCAUCGUGCUGCUCAUCACCCAGCUGGUGCUCACCACCAUCCUGGAGAUCUUCAUCACCGGCACCUUCCUGGCCAAGAUCGCGCGGCCCAAGAAGCGCGCCGAGACCAUCAAGUUCAGCCAGAACGCGGUGGUGGCGCAGCACGACGGCAAGACCUGCCUGAUGAUCCGCGUGGCCAACAUGAGGAAGAGCCUCCUGAUCGGCUGCCAGGUCACCGGGAAGCUGCUGCAGACCCACCUCACCAAGGAGGGCGAGAGCGUCCGGCUCAACCAGCUCAACGUGGACUUCCAGGUGGACACGUCCUCGGACAGCCCCUUCCUCAUCCUGCCGCUGACCUUCUACCACGUGGUGGACGAGGCCAGCCCGCUGCGGGACGUGUCCCUGCGCUCGGGGGACGGCGACUUCGAGCUCGUGGUCAUCCUGAGCGGCACCGUGGAGUCGACGAGCGCCACGUGCCAGGUGCGCACGUCCUACCUGCCCGAGGAGAUCCUGUGGGGCUACGAGUUCACGCCGGCCAUCUCGCUGUCGGCCAGCGGCAAGUACGUGGCCGACUUCAGCCUCUUCGACCGCGUGGUGAAGGUGGCCGCGCCCUGCUGUCACCACGAGGCCGUCCGGUUCGGGGACCCCGAGAAGGUGAAGUUGGAGGAGUCGCUGAGGGAGGCGGAGCGGGAGGGGGAGGGGGCCCCGCUCAGCGUCCGCAUCAGCAAUGUCUGAGGGGGGACACAGAGGUGACAUCGGCACCGGUGGCACCGGAGCAAGGGGUGGCAGCGGGCCCUGGGUGGCACCAGAGCAAGGGGGUGGUGGCAGGUGCUGGAGGUGUCGCCGUGUCUGGAGGUAUCACCAGAUUCGAGGGGACGCCAACAUC
Messenger RNA from Poecile atricapillus (Black-capped chickadee), 1413 nucleotides. RefSeq names its product potassium inwardly rectifying channel subfamily J member 10 (gene KCNJ10). Gene Ontology annotation, cellular component: plasma membrane. Gene Ontology annotation, biological process: potassium ion import across plasma membrane; regulation of monoatomic ion transmembrane transport. Lineage: Eukaryota; Metazoa; Chordata; Aves; Passeriformes; Paridae. The record is from RefSeq and is a predicted model, not a curated record. Gene Ontology annotation, molecular function: inward rectifier potassium channel activity.